This is a messenger RNA of Miscanthus lutarioriparius, 570 nucleotides long. NCBI's taxonomy places the organism in Eukaryota, Viridiplantae, Streptophyta, Magnoliopsida, Poales, Poaceae. The record is from the annotation of a GenBank genome assembly.
AUGAACAAACCAGACGUCAUACACAAGGCAAUGGAAGAACUAGAUACAGUCGUUGGGAAAGAGAGGCUAGUCCAGGAAUCAGACAUCUGCAGUCUCAACUAUCUGAAAUCAUGCAUUCGGGAGGCCUUCCGCUUGCACCCUUACCAUGCAAUCAACGCGCCCCGCGUCGCCAUGGAAGACACCACCGUUGCAGGUUACCUGAUCCCAAAGGACAGCCAUGUUAUCGUAAGCCGGAUCGGGCUGGGCAAAAACCCCAGAGUCUGGCCAGAGCCGCUCGAGUUCCGGCCUGAGCGCCAUCUGAACGACGGGGUUGGGGUCGUCGUUCUCGCUGAACCAGACCUACGCUUCGUCACCUUUGGCACCGGGAGGAGAGGCUGCCCUGGUGUGUCGCUUGGUACCUCCUUCACAAUGCUCUUGUUCGCCAGGCUUUUGCAGGGAUUCAGUUGGACCAAGCCUCCAGGUGCUGGCACUGUCAGUCUGCAGGAGUCGCCUACUAGCCUUGCACUAGCCGCGCCCCUUGUUUUGCAAGCUAAACCACGCUUGGCUGCACACCUCUACAUGGAAAAUUAA